This is a messenger RNA of Pseudophryne corroboree (corroboree frog), 785 nucleotides long. RefSeq names its product Sin3A associated protein 18 (gene SAP18). The transcript has 4 exons. Gene Ontology annotation, cellular component: nucleus. Gene Ontology annotation, biological process: negative regulation of DNA-templated transcription. The record is from RefSeq and is a predicted model, not a curated record. NCBI's taxonomy places the organism in Eukaryota, Metazoa, Chordata, Amphibia, Anura, Myobatrachidae. Gene Ontology annotation, molecular function: transcription corepressor activity; transcription factor binding. Bases 155 to 616 code for a protein of 153 amino acids.
GGAUAGGAAACGCGCGUGCGUUGCGUAAUAGAGCUGCGACAAAAUCAUCGCUCUCCGGGCGCCGGAAGUAGUUCCGUCCGUGCGGUUUCUUUUUUUUUCCUCUUUGGGUUCGCUGGACGCGAGGGUUUUAUUUACGGCUUCAAAGCUGGAGAAGAUGGCUGUGGAAUCACGGGUGACGCAGGAGGAGAUCAAGAAAGAACCGGAGAUACCGAUAGAUCGGGAAAAGACCUGUCCUCUCCUGCUACGAGUGUUCACUACGAACAAUGGGCGACACCACCGCAUGGAUGAGUUUUCCCGAGGGAACGUCCCGUCCAGCGAGCUGCAGAUCUAUACCUGGAUGGAUGCUACUUUGAAAGAGUUAACCAGCUUAGUGAAGGAAGUAUACCCAGAAGCCCGUAAAAAGGGAACUCAUUUCAACUUUGCUAUUGUUUAUCCUGAUGCGAAGCGGCCAAGCUAUAGGGUAAUGGAGAUUGGCAGUACGGUUUCAGGACGGAAGGGACCAGAUGAUGCAAUGACGUUACUGUCUCAGAGGUUUCAGAUUGGAGAUUACUUGGACAUAGCAAUAACACCUCCCAACAGAGCCCCACCUCCAUCUGGGCGUAUGAGACCAUACUGAUGAGGCAUCUAGACAGAAUCGCUUUUUUUUUUUUUUUUUUAUGGACUUACAUUAUUACAGGCUACCAUCACUUAUUUUGUAGUUUUAUUUACUGGUGCAUACCAAGCUCUUUAAUUCUCCAGUUGACUCGUCCUCAUUUUAUCCCCUAUAAAGAACGUUUUGGUAUUAA